AAACCCCCGGCGCCAGCUAGCCAAUCACGAGCAUCUUCACCGCGUUUGCCUGUUCUCCGGCUGAACGGUAUUUCAGUGAGUAAAUCAGUCUGUCCCCUUCAUCAUGGCUUCUGGAGCUUUGUUCCCCAGCAUGGUGUCUGGGUCCCGCGGGUCAUCCAGCAAGUACCUGGUGGAGUUCCGGGCCGGUAAGAUGACCAUGAAGGGCAGCACGGUGACCCCUGACAAGCGCAAAGGUCAGGUUUACAUACAGCAGACCGACGACUCGCUCAUCCACCUCUGCUGGAAGGAUCGCACCACCGGGAACGUGGAUGAUGACCUGAUCAUCUUCCCCGAUGACUGUGAGUUCAAACGGGUGAACCAGUGCACCACCGGACGAGUCUAUGUGCUGAAGUUCAAAGCUGGCUCCAAAAGACUCUUCUUCUGGAUGCAGGAGCCAAAGAGUGACAAGGAUGAGGAGCACUGCCGUAAGGUGAACGAGUAUCUCAACAACCCUCCCAUGCCGGGGACUCUGGGUAGUGGCGGCAGCGGAGGGCACGAUCUGUCUGCUCUGGGGGGGGAAGGCGGUCUGCAGAGCCUUCUGGGUAACAUGAGCCACAACCAGCUCAUGCAGCUCAUCGGACCAACUGGACUGGGGGGGAUCGGUGGUCUCGGGGCACUUGCUGGUCCAGGAUUGGCCAACCUCCUGGGCAGCAGCAGCAGCAGCAGCAGCAGUGUUCCCGCAGCCAGUAACUCCUCCACAAGUCCGUCCACAGCUGUCACCCCCACCUCCACCUCUGCUGCCAGUCGGCUCGGCUCCACCCAGGUGCCCACCACCCCCAUCACUCCCUCCGCCACCACAGUGGCGUCGCCCACGGCCACCACCCCUGCUGUGUCCUCUGUGGCAGCGGGGGCGGCCAACCCCACACAGCCCAUCCAGCUGAGAGACCUGCAGAGCAUCCUGGCCACCAUGAACGUGCCCGCCAGCGGACAGGGAGUGGACCUCGCCAGCGUCCUGACCCCUGAGAUCAUGGCUCCCAUCCUUGUCAACGCUGAGGUGCAGCAGAGGUUGAUGCCUUACCUGCCGUCCGGAGAGUCCCUGCCUCAGAGCACCGAGGAGCUCAGUAACACGCUCAGCUCGCCUCAGUUUCAACAGGCGAUGAGCAUGUUCAGCAGCGCCCUGGCGUCCGGCCAGUUAGGGCCUCUCAUGAACCAGUUCGGUUUGCCUGCUGAAGCUGUGGAUGCAGCUAACAAAGGAGAUGUCGAGGCUUUUGCCAAAGCCAUGGAGACGGAGACAAAGUCAGACCAGGAUGGAGACUCCAAAGACAAGAAAGACGACGACGAAGACAUGAGUCUGGACUAAGAACUCUUACAUGUAUUAUUAUUUAAGUUAUUUAUUUAGCUGAUUCAGCUGUUAUGUAACUAUUAAACAUCAAGGUUAAAGAGUAUGGUUAGUAUAGUAGAAACUGUCAAUAAGACUCCUCUCCCUCGCUGAUUGUGCCGUGUUCGUCCAACAGUGUGUGGAAUUAAAAGAAAUGUUUGAACAUGUAUUCUACGUGCAGGAGAGCUGGCGCUGACGCGAGGGAACAGUAAAACGAUGAGGAACAAGCGUGACUGUUAUGUUUAUUCUCCAGUUCUGUGACCGAUUACUUCACUCACUGACACCAGUUUGAGACGAUGAAAUGGCGUCAUAUAAAUUGAUUGUUGACUCAAAAAUAAUUUUACAGUAUGAAAAAAAAAACACUGAAUAUUUACUCAUUUGACACCAACAAUAGAAUAUCUAUUUGGACUUUUUUUCACCAUACAUUUUUCACGACUGCAGACAAACAGUUUGAUUAUGUUUCCCAGACAAGAACAACUUCUACAGCAGCAAGACUCAGUCAACAUUAAAUAUCACUUAUGAUAAGACGGUUAACCAUUUCACUGCCAUUGUAAUUUCAGGCACUUUUUUUCUCCAUAUAUGUACACCUAAAUCAGAAGAGUAACUACACAAGUACUACAGUCGGGUUAAUACUGUCUGGUACUUGUUAUCUGUAAAGGAACAAUCGAUUGACUUGUAUGUGAUUUCAGUAAGGAUGCUACAGUAACAACUUAGAAACAUCUCUUUGGGUUAGAUUUGAUAAGCAAUUCAAAGAUAUGAGAAAGAAAAAUU
Molecule: messenger RNA, 2128 nt
Organism: Etheostoma cragini (Arkansas darter)
Lineage: Eukaryota; Metazoa; Chordata; Actinopteri; Perciformes; Percidae
Product: proteasomal ubiquitin receptor ADRM1-like
Exons: 10
Coding region: 104-1339 (411 amino acids)
Biological process (GO): ubiquitin-dependent protein catabolic process
Cellular component (GO): cytoplasm; nucleus; proteasome regulatory particle, lid subcomplex
Molecular function (GO): proteasome binding; ubiquitin binding; endopeptidase activator activity
Source: RefSeq, a predicted model, not a curated record